This is a messenger RNA of Bufo gargarizans (Asiatic toad), 3333 nucleotides long. RefSeq names its product cortactin (gene CTTN). The transcript has 18 exons. The record is from RefSeq and is a predicted model, not a curated record. Lineage: Eukaryota; Metazoa; Chordata; Amphibia; Anura; Bufonidae. Gene Ontology annotation, cellular component: cortical actin cytoskeleton; focal adhesion; plasma membrane. Bases 116 to 1849 code for a protein of 577 amino acids. Gene Ontology annotation, biological process: regulation of actin filament polymerization. Gene Ontology annotation, molecular function: actin filament binding.
GUGAUCACGUGACUCUGGUGACGUCAGAUCGGGAGAGACAGGAAGCGGGAUACCGACACCCAGAGCCCUCCUUCCUCAGAGUCCAGUCCAGAGCGGAGCCGCGACCGGGAGCAGGAUGUGGAAAUCUGCAGCCGGACAUUCUCUUUCCAUUUCUGUGGAUGAUGGAGACGAUUGGGACACAGAUCCUGACUUUGUGAACGACCUCAGUGAGAAGGAACAGAGAUGGGGAGCAAAAACCGUAGAAGGAUCUGGGCACCAGGAGCACAUCAACAUCCAUACAUUGAGGGAAAAUGUCUCCCAAGAGCAUCACUCCCUGAGGCAACAAGAGCAGGACGAAGGCCCCAAAGCCUCUCACGGUUAUGGAGGAAAGUUUGGUGUGGAGCAGGACCGCAUGGACAAGUCUGCUGUGGGGCAUGAAUACCAGACAAAGUUGUCCAAGCACUGCUCCCAGUCGGAUUCGGUGAAGGGCUUUGGAGGGAAGUUUGGCGUUCAGACAGAUCGUGUGGAUAAGUCGGCCGUGAACUUUGAAUACCAAGGGAAGACUGAGAAACACGCGUCCCAGAAAGAUUACUCCAGUGGCUUCGGGGGCAAAUAUGGAGUUCAAGCGGACCGCGUGGACAAGAGCGCCCUCGGCUUUGACUACAAGGGCAAAACGGAGAAACAUGAAUCCCAGAAAGAUUAUUCCACUGGCUUUGGUGGGAAAUUUGGAGUCCAGGCAGACCGCGUGGAUAAGAGCGCUGUAGGAUUCGAUUACCAAGGAAAGACUGAGAAACACGAGUCCCAGAAAGAUUAUUCCAAAGGUUUCGGUGGUAAAUACGGCGUGGAUAAAGACAACGUAGACAAAAGCGCUGUGGGGUAUGAGUAUCAAAGCAAGACCGAAAAGCACGAAUCCCAGAAAGAUUAUUCCAAAGGUUUCGGUGGUAAAUACGGCGUGGAUAAAGACAACGUAGACAAAAGCGCUGUGGGGUAUGAGUAUCAAAGCAAGACCGAAAAGCACGAAUCCCAGAAAGACUAUGUGAAAGGGUUUGGAGGAAAGUUUGGUGUACAGACAGACAGACAAGACAAGUGUGCGCUUGGCUGGGAUCACCAAGAGAAACUACAGCUCCACGAAUCCCAAAAAGAUUAUUCCAAGGGAUUUGGUGGAAAGUAUGGAGUGCAGAAGGAUCGGAUGGACAAGGCUGCUGCUACCUUUGAGGACGUGGAGAAAGUGGCUCCAAGUUAUCAGAGGACACGGCCGGUGGAAGCCGAGGGUAACAAAGCCAGCAGCAUACGGGCAAACUUUGAAAACCUGGCCAAGGAUAAGGAACUGGAAGACCGGAAGAAAGCCGAGGCCGAGAGAGCACAGAGGAUGGAACGGGAGAAGCGGGAACAGGAUCAGGCGCGCAAACAGCAGCAGGAGCAAGAACAGGCCAAACCUGCAUCUCCUCCUGCAUCCCCCAGACCCCGGCUAGUGUCUGAAGAAGCCCCGGCGAGCCCUGUGUAUGAGGAUGCAGCUUCAGCGUAUGAGAAGGAGCCAGCAAGAGCCGCGGCUGUACCAGAGAAUGUGUAUGAGGAGCAGGCAGAUUACCAGGAGGCAGUGAGCCUGAAGGCAGAAACUCCAGACACGGAGGCUGUAUACGAAUCGGCAGAUUACCAAGAUGUUGAGAACACCUACGCAGAGUACGAGGGUGACCUGGGCAUCACGGCCAUUGCUUUGUAUGACUAUCAGGCCGCCGGCGAUGACGAGAUUUCCUUUGACCCCGACGACAUCAUUACAAAUAUCGAGAUGAUUGAUGACGGCUGGUGGAGGGGGCUUUGUAAGGAACAUUAUGGGCUAUUCCCUGCUAAUUACGUGGAACUCCGGCAGUAGAACAAGCCGCCAGUCUUCCCUUUUGAGAGGACCCUGCGCUCGGCAGCAGCGGUGGCGCUCCGUUUGGUUAACGGCAAUGGUGCGCUGUCCUGCAAGCUCCUCUCUCGAGAUGAAUUUUGCCAUACGUACCUGAGCUGGAUUCUUACACUACAAAUCAUUGCAUCUCUUUUCUUCCAGUGUUCUGCCGGUGACAGAUUUCCUUUCUCUAUUGUAAUCCUAAGGCUUUUAAUGUGCAGUUAUCUGCUGCAGGCUGGCAAAAUGUAUCUUAAAGGCUGUUAACCCUUUUGCUGCCAGGUGUGCCUUCACUUCAUCGGAAGUUUGACCUAGGCUGAUUAUCGAGCGGUCUCCUAACCAACCCAUCAUAGACGAUGGUGGUUCUGUAUUAAGGGAAUCCAUCUUGAUUUUAAUUCUCGUGUUUUAACCUCCCUUCAUUGUAAGUCAGAACCCCAGGUCUUGUGUGCCAUACGUGUAUCCAGUCAUGGUCGCCGCUCACACCAUCAAGAAAAGUGAUACGGGCUCCUUUAAAAGUGAAUGCGGAACUCUGCACCAAGAUAAUAUCCUUCAGCUUUCUUCGUCUCCCUUUUCCGGUGAAGUUCACUACACUGACGUUUGUUUUUUUUUCUCCAAUAACGCCCGGUUCCUCCAGUAUUACCGUAAUGGCAGACCGCAGAGUGAGGUGUAUUAAAACUGUGAGCCUGUUGCUUUAAGAAAACCUCCAAUAAGGGUCAGAUAUUGGUUUUAUUUGCUUUGAUUUCUUGCAAAGUGGUGCUUCACUUUUAAGGAAGCAUUCUGUGUUACACUCCCCCACUUCUUCCUCCAGAACGCCGUGCACUUCCGGCUAUGAUGAUUAUAUACAAGGGUUAGGAACGAAUGUUUAGCCUUCCGUAGAAUCCAACCAGUGUGGACUUCCAUGGACAGAAAUGGCUUCUCCUUCCCUCAUCUGAUAACUGCCUUUGCUUCCCCUAGGAACAGCAUCACUCUUGUCCACAGGCUAUCUCAGGUACUGCAGCUCUGUCUCAUUCACUUCAGAGGCGCUGAGCUGCAGUACCACACCCAGCCAUAGACAAGAGGGGCGCUGAUUCUAAUCUCAUACAAUAAUUUUAUGACGCCCUUACCCUGAAGCCCAUUUACUGUCCCAGCAGGAUCACCGGGGGGGGGGGGGGGGGGGAGGAGAGUUCUCUGCUACCCCACAGAUUUUUUUUUUAUUUUUUUUAAUAUAUAUUCCCCCCCUUCCCUAUUCUAGUUACAGUUCUUCUGAUUGAGUAAUAAUUAAGGGGUUUUGGACCAAUUAUUUGGGUUUUGGUGGGUCUUACAAUGGGCCCCCUGUCGGGUGUGGUGUAACACAGGACGGGGUGGGAUUUUUUAAUUUUUUUUGUCUUUUAUUUUAUCUGUAUUUUGCAUACUGCACUUCAUUAAUCGAUCAAUGAUUUUGUAAAUGAAGCUUCAAUAAAGUUGUUGUUGUUUUUUUGUUUUUUCUUCUUCAA